Messenger RNA from Cyanidioschyzon merolae strain 10D, 996 nucleotides. RefSeq lists its product as hypothetical. The record is from RefSeq and is a predicted model, not a curated record. Lineage: Eukaryota; Rhodophyta; Bangiophyceae; Cyanidiales; Cyanidiaceae. The transcript has a single exon. Bases 1 to 996 code for a protein of 331 amino acids.
AUGUAUUCACUCUUCAACCAUCGACUCGUUUUCGGCGAAGCGUGCAGCUUGAACACACCGGAAAAGCAGCAGUUCUUCGUGGCACAGGCGCCGGGCCAACCGUUAGUGGGUCACGCUCGUAUGUGCGAUACGCCUCAAGGCAAAGACGAGCCGAGAACAGAAACUCUUGAGCGAACUUUGAAGAUUCGUGUUGCAGCAGCUGACCCUCUCGAGGCAGAGUUUAUCGAUCGAGUACUGCAAGCUUGGAAAAGAGAGAGUGAGUCUGUGCUCGCGCGUUGCGACGAGCUCAACCGUCAAGGCUGGUCUGCUUUACAGAUUUUCCAGGAGAUUCGAGAUACUCAUAAUUUUGGCUUCACUGGGGCCCUUGGGCGGCACCGAGACAAGUAUCGGUCGCAGCUGCCAGCUCCGGGUAUUCGAGCUGUCCGUGAAGGCGCCUUUUUAGAUUGGAUGGAAGGUCUCGACUAUGGCACGAAGAGACAUGAUGCGAAGAACGCACUCUCUGCUGCGCUCCAAGUCCCGGCACUUUCCCCUCAAGAGAAAGCGAGGACCCAUCUUGAACAGAGGGAACGCUCAAAGCGAGCUCAAUUCCGAGUCGCGCCUUCGACGCGGGCUGUCAUCGCUCCGGACAACUCGGAGAUAUCGCUCAUAAUCAACGAGGACACGAGCGACUGUUUGGACAGCACCGCGCAAUCGGACUCUAUCGCUCUUAGAUUCCACGUUUUCAGUAUGGGACGAAAAUCCAUCCGACGCCUGAUGCGAGACGCCUCAGGCCGUCGAUCCAGCGUCAAACAUCUUAGUAUCGCUUUUGUGAAUGAUCCUGUGUCAUCAGACCCCGCGAACCCCAAAAUCGGAAUGACACUAAGGUCGAACCCACAGGAGUACUUUUUCUACCUGUGCUACGAUGGUUGUGAGAAACGCAAGCAACUCGAAACGCAAACACGAAACGAAGAGAGCGCUGGGAUCGGCAUCGAGCAAUGCGAUGCUCUGCAGCCCUGA